This is a messenger RNA of Peromyscus eremicus (cactus mouse), 729 nucleotides long. It is a transcript of the gene Kcnmb2, whose product is annotated as potassium calcium-activated channel subfamily M regulatory beta subunit 2. The record is from RefSeq and is a predicted model, not a curated record. Gene Ontology annotation, molecular function: calcium-activated potassium channel activity; potassium channel regulator activity. Gene Ontology annotation, cellular component: membrane; voltage-gated potassium channel complex. Gene Ontology annotation, biological process: potassium ion transport; detection of calcium ion. Bases 1 to 708 code for a protein of 235 amino acids. The transcript is spliced from 4 exons. Lineage: Eukaryota; Metazoa; Chordata; Mammalia; Rodentia; Cricetidae.
AUGUUUAUAUGGACCAGUGGCCGGACCUCUUCAUCUUACAGACAUGAUGAGAAAAGAAAUAUCUACCAGAAAAUCAGGGACCAUGACCUCCUUGACAAGAGGAAAACUGUGACAGCACUGAAGGCUGGGGAGGACCGGGCUAUCCUUCUGGGACUGGCCAUGAUGGUGUGCUCCAUCAUGAUGUACUUCCUGCUGGGAAUCACGCUGCUGCGCUCCUACAUGCAGAGUGUGUGGACAGAGGAGGCUCAGUGCACCCUGCUGAACGUGUCGAUCACAGAAACAUUUAACUGUUCCUUCAGCUGUGGGCCCGACUGCUGGAAGCUCUCUCAGUACCCUUGCCUGCAGGUCUACGUCAACCUGACUUCUUCCGGGGAGAAGCUCCUCCUCUACCACACGGAAGAGACCAUGAAAAUCAAUCAGAAGUGCUCCUAUAUUCCUAAGUGUGGAAACAACUUUGAAGAGUCCAUGUCCCUGGUGAAUGUCGUCAUGGAAAACUUCAGGAGACACCAACACUUCCCCUGCUAUUCUGACCCGGAAGGAAACCAGAAGAGUGUCAUCCUGACCAAACUCUACAGCUCCAAUGUGCUGUUCCAUUCUCUCUUCUGGCCGACUUGUAUGAUGGCUGGGGGCGUGGCGAUUGUUGCCAUGGUGAAACUCACUCAGUACCUCUCCCUACUCUGUGAGAGGAUCCAACGGAUCAAUAGAUAAAAGAAAAAAAAAAUCAUGGAU